Molecule: messenger RNA, 967 nt
Organism: Lolium perenne
Lineage: Eukaryota; Viridiplantae; Streptophyta; Magnoliopsida; Poales; Poaceae
Product: chlorophyll a-b binding protein 2, chloroplastic
Biological process (GO): photosynthesis, light harvesting
Cellular component (GO): membrane
Source: RefSeq, a predicted model, not a curated record
UCAGUUCUCUCAAGCCAUCUCACCUACAGCAACAACAACAACUCCAGUCUGAGCAGCGCAAUGGCGGCAACCACUAUGUCCCUCUCUUCCUCGGCAUUCACCGGUAAGGCGGUGAAGAACGUGCACGCCACGGCUCUCUUCGGCGAGGCUCGUGUCACCAUGCGCAAGGCCGCGGCGAAGGCAAAACCAGCUGCCUCGAGCAGUCCAUGGUAUGGCGCCGAUCGUGUGCUCUAUCUUGGCCCACUAUCCGGUGAGCCCCCAAGCUACUUGACAGGUGAGUUCCCCGGUGAUUAUGGGUGGGAUACCGCCGGCCUCUCGGCCGACCCCGAGACCUUCGCCAAGAACCGCGAACUGGAGGUGAUCCACUCUCGGUGGGCCAUGCUCGGCGCGCUCGGUUGCGUCUUUCCUGAGUUGCUCGCCCGUAAUGGAGUCAAGUUUGGCGAGGCCGUUUGGUUCAAGGCUGGCUCCCAAAUCUUCAGUGAGGGCGGCCUUGACUAUCUUGGCAACCCUAGUCUCGUGCACGCUCAGAGUAUCCUGGCCAUCUGGGCUGUCCAAGUUGUGCUCAUGGGUGCCGUCGAGGGGUUCCGCAUUGCUGGCGGCCCACUCGGUGAGAUUGUCGACCCACUUUACCCUGGAGGCAGCUUUGACCCACUCGGCCUAGCCGAUGAUCCCGAGGCAUUCGCGGAGCUCAAGGUGAAGGAGCUCAAAAACGGCCGCCUCGCUAUGUUCUCCAUGUUCGGCUUCUUUGUGCAGGCCAUCGUUACCGGUAAGGGCCCACUCGAGAAUCUCGCUGACCAUAUCGCCGACCCUGUCAGCAACAACGCCUGGGCAUUCGCCACCAAUUUUGUGCCCGGAAAGUAAGGCACCGCCUUUUGUUGCAGCAGCGAGCUGUGGGGUGGUGUGAUAUGUAGCACUACCAUGAUGUAAAUUACAAGGAUGCGUGGAAAAGCAUUGUUUGGUUCGUCCA